Messenger RNA from Bursaphelenchus xylophilus (pine wood nematode), 1705 nucleotides. Lineage: Eukaryota; Metazoa; Nematoda; Chromadorea; Rhabditida; Aphelenchoididae. The record is from the annotation of a GenBank genome assembly.
AUGUCACGCUCCUUUCUGGCGAGUAUUCCCCCUACUCUCGCUGAGGUCUCUCGUCGACUAAACGAAGCCAGAACCAACGAGAAUAAGAGCGAUAUAUUGUUCAGGAAAUUCUUCGAGCUGUUGUUGACACCGGGCAACGAUGACGAACUGGGGAGCACGUUCUACUGCCUCGAACUUGGCCUUUACCUCUUGGCCAUUCCACUCAAUCUGGCGGUUUGUUGGGCAGUUACGCAAACGAACACGUUCCAUCCGAAUCUGCGGUUGAUUCUGUUCAGCAUCAUUAUGUGUGGAGUUUUGCAGGUAAGGAGAGAUUUCUCCGCUUCUCUGCAUUAACCAUAAAUUUUCAGGCUUCAGUCCGAUCAAUUUGUGUCCUCAACAUCCUCACGUAUGAGAUGCUGGUUCCCACGGUGGUGGUGUUCAAACUGAUAGACCUGCGCGCAUUUUUUAUGAACCAAAUGUUGUUGUCAUUUUUGAACGUGUUCAUCGAGCGGUUCAUUGCGCUCAAACUGUCCGCCAGAUACGAAAAAGCUCCGCUGUAUAUUGGGGUUGUGAUAACUGCUUGUUGGGUAGGUAUAUACGCACAUAUAUACGCAGUUGCAUCAGUCUGUCGGGAAAAUAAUGAGCACUUUGUAGCGUGGAAAAUCGUUUCGCCGUUAAGAAAAUGAAUUGUGUCGCGGAAAAAUCAAAUUUCUGUUCACUUCAUCGACGCGAUCGGCGCAGCCACAAUGGGCUCAUUAUUUUCCCGACAUUCAUAACACAUUUAAAAAGUCUUUUUCUCUAUUGAUUUGUAAUUUUCUUUCAGUGGAUAUCAACGUAUCUUCUGACUUACGGAACUGGCAAGUUUUCUUCUUGUUAGAAUAAUCGGAAUCAAACAACACACGAUGCAUAAUUAUUUUAUCUCCGUGAUUUUUUAGGACUCAGAUCGGUCACAAUUCUUUACGUCAUCUCUCCUUGUGUGGUGAGUUGUUUCAGUGGUAACAGCUUGCUCGUCGCGCCAUAAAGUCCGUUAAAUUUUUCUGUGUAAAAUUGGUAUAUAUUUCGACCAAAAAUUAAAAAAGAAAAGCCAAGAACUUCUACACACACGCGCUUUUCUAGAAAUUUAUCAAGGCUGAAAUGUUGUACUGUUCGCGCCAUAAAGUCUAAAGAAUUUUUUAACCCCACCUUGUUCCAAUGUCAUCAUCCGAGUUUUGUUGCAGGCUUUACUCCUUUCCAAUCGUUGGAUAAAACGGCAUAACAAGGUGGUCUCCACUGGCAGUGUCUCUCUUUCCAAGCGCUACCAAAUGAACGAAAACAUCAAAACCCUGAGAAUGUGCCGGCCGUGGAUUAUCUUCUACUUGAUUACCAAUGUUGUGCACGCGCUUCUCUUGUACGCCGCAAUUUGCUCUUUUUUAAUGGACGGCAAGAACUCGGUGAAACUUUUGAUGCAAGCAAUGGACGUUUUAUACGCUGUUUAUGUCGCCGCGUACGGAUUAAUCUUGGUAAAUGGUCACCAAGGGCUGAGGGCCCAUUUCAGGUACGGGUUUGAGUUUUUUGCAGGUUCAUGCUGGAAAAAAAGUUUAGAUUAAAAAUCACCUUGUUUAGGGUCCUACUGGGGAAUCGAUCAAAGGUCACCGUGGAAUCUUUCAAUUACCUUGCCACUAAUUUAAGAACGAAUAAUGAAAACUUCGACGGGCAUUUCAAGAGGCUAAGACGAGCAUGGGCAUAA